Symbiodinium necroappetens is the source of this 2166-nucleotide messenger RNA. Lineage: Eukaryota; Dinophyceae; Suessiales; Symbiodiniaceae. The record is from the annotation of a GenBank genome assembly.
AUGGCUUUGCAAGUUGUGCUGUCACAAGCGACGGGGCAGAGCUUCGAAGUGAGGGCCGGGGUGGCCGAAGACCUUGGGUGUCUCAAGCAAAAGUUGGCUGAAAUGUUCGGAGUGCCCACGGUUGGCAUACGACUGGAACACAACAAGAAAAUCUUGCUCGACGACACCCUGGCAUUGGAAGCGCUUCUGCAACCCGGUGAAGAAUCAAACGACGACCCCGCACAACUCCUCCUGCAAUUUGGUUUGCGUCAUGCCGACGAAAUCUCUCAGCUCCAGAAGCUGACAAGUGAAGAAGUGAUCGGUUUUCUUGGAAAGCUGCCCAUCAUGGAGCUGAGCAGAGAUGUCAUCCUUGCAGCGGUUAGGCGAGCUCCAGAAGCUUUGGGCCGAAUUGGCAGCUGGCAGGAUGACAAGGAGGUUGUGUUGGCUGCUGUAGCACACGACGGGAUGGCGCUUGAACUGGCUUCUGAAGCACUGAAGGAGGACGAGGAAGUGCUCCUCACCGCUGUGGCGCAGAACGGCUUUGCAUUGGAGUUUGCUGCCAGGGCGGCAAGAGCCGAUCCGAAGGUCGUGGCCGUCGCCGUGGAUCAGACUGGGACCGCCCUCCGCCACACUACAGAUGGUCUUCGUGCAGAUCGUAUCACCGUCCUCAUAGCAGUCUCGCGCGACGGGCUGGCGCUGCGGCAUGCAUCGGAUGAGCUCAGGGCCGAUGAGGAGGUGGUUUUGACGGCCGUUCGGCAAUGUGGCGAGGCUCUGCGCUUUGCGAGAGCCGUGUGCAAGGCCACGGCUGCUGUAGUCGCAGAAGCCGUGCGAUGCCAGGGCAGGGCCUUACGGCAUGCAGCGUCGAGCUGCAGAGCAGAUGCAGUCAUCUUGUCCAUCGCUGUGGAGCAGGAUGCACUUGCCCUUGAGUUUGCCUCUGACGAGGGCAAGUCUGACAAGGAGCUGGUCCUGGCUGCAGUGCGGCAAAACGGUUUGGCCUUGGAGUUUGCAGCCGAAUCGCUGCGGUCGCACCCCGAGGUCGUCCUGGCGGCCGUAGACGACCACGGCCAGGCCCUCCAACACGCGGCCUACGUCCUGCGAUGGGACCACCGAAUGGUGCUGCGAGCUGUAGCUCAGGAUGUCGAGGUCCUGAUGGACGUACCUCAAGAAUUGAAAGGAGAUCGGAGCUUCGCGCUGGAGGCCGUGCGAGUUUGUGGCACCGCUCUAAAGCACCUACCGGCCUUUGCUUCUGACCGCGAAGUUGUGCUGUCGGCCGUGCAGCAAAAUGCAGGUGUGCUUGGGUGGGCUUCAGCCGAGCUAAGACGAGAUCCCAGCCUCAUUUGUGCGUUUUUGCGCUACGACUCCUCCGCCGUGCUGUACGCCGCCGAAACCUUGGCACGGGACCGCGAGUUCGUCCUCCUCGCCCUCACUGUCAAUCCGCAAGCACUGGCAUACUUGCAGGACUUCCAGGGAGAUCGGCAGAUGGUACGGCAAGCCGUGCUGGGCGAUGGGAGCAACCUGUGCUAUGGAUCAGAAGAGCUGCGGAUGGACCAGGACUUCGUGCUAGAAGCUUUUGCCGCAGCUCCUGAAUGCCUCCCGCAUGCUGCAGCCCUACUCUUCGAAGAUGACGACUUCUUACUAAGAGCUGUCACUUGCAAUCCAUGUGCGCUUGGCCUCGCCUCGCACGACGUGAGAUCAGACCCCGAAUUCAUGCUGCAAGCCAUCGAAGUGAACCCUGCUGUUUUCCAGUACAGCACCUUCGAACUGCGACAGGACCGUGACUUUCUAUUCAAGGCUGCUUGUCAGACGCCAGCAGUCUUGCAGCAUGUGGACGACCAGUGCAGCCUGGAUGAUGGCUUUCUGUUGGACAUUAUCGCCGUGCGUGCCGAAGCCGUGUCAUGCAUGCCUGAUGGGCGGCGUGCGGACAAGGACUUUGGCCUCCGAGCGGUGCAGCGCAAUGCCUCCGCCCUGAGAUACCUGGGAAUCAGCGACAUGGACUUUGCCCUGGAGGCUUUGCAGCUGCGCGGAGACGCGCUGGCCUAUGCGGGUGAACUGCAAGCGGACAAGAAUGCGGUUCUCAAGGCUGUUCGCAGCUCGGGCGCAGCGCUCUCGUAUGCUUCAGAAGCGUUGCGCGCUGACCCAGAUGUUUGUCUUGCGGCUGUCCAAUCAGAUCCUAUGGCCCUACAAUUC